UAUAGUUUCAAAUGAUAUUUUAAAUGUAUUUUAAUGAUCGAUACUAAUUAAUUUUUAAUGACCUUCACUUUUAGAGGUGAACAGAAAAAUAGCCGUUCAUUCAAUCUUAAACCUUCAAGCAAGCAGGACGUUUUCAAAAAUUUUGCAAUAUUUAUCCAGUGAAAUUGUGAUAUAAAUUAUUCAAUAAUACAGAAAUUGUGAUUUAAUAUUAUUAUUAUUAUUAUUAUUAUUAUUAUUAAUUUAAAAUUUAAAUAAAUUGGAUUAACGAACAUGUAACCAAAGUUUCGAGAACGCAAUUUGUGACAAAUAUGAAUUUUGCCGACGACUACGAGUACACUCUUGAAUAUAAUCAACUAUUUCUUGCUGUUCAUAAUGGCGAAUCAGCAAGAAUUAGUUCACUCCUAAGAAAAUAUUCAGCAAGAGAAAUAAUUUCCCGAAGAACAUUGAUGCACGUCGCAGCAGCACGAGGGUACGAUGAUAUAUUUCAAAUCCUCAUUGCCGAGGGUUAUAUAAAAACAAUUAGUUUUCUCAUCACCAAACCAGAUAUAAACGGAAACACACCACUACAUCUCGCCAUAGAAAAAAAUCAUCCCGGAAUGUUUAUUGUACUAGUGCAAAAUAGUAACGUAAAUACAAAAAAUUUUUGGGGUGCAACACCACUAAUUUUGGCCGCACUUCACAAUCGCUUAGAAUUUGCAAGAAUACUCAUCAAAAGAGGUGCUAAAAUUGAUAUCUCAGAUCAUCAUUACAGAAGAACGGCUCUUCAUCAUGCGUCUGUUAACGGAAAUUUGAGUAUUGUUCAACUGCUCAUGAGCUGUGGAUCAAAUUCUUUUAGUGUCAAGGACAAAUGUUUGAUGUCCCCAUUCGAGUUAGCGAUGAAAUUCGGUAAUUUGGAGGUAAUUAAAUAUUUUUCGGAAAAUUUCCCAUCACUUCGAUUGUUGAUUGAAAAAAACGAUGAGUUACUCUUCGCGUGUGUUAUUAACAACAAUGUCGAUGUUUUGAACUAUUUCAUUAAUUUCGGAGUGAAAAGUGAGAGUAGAAAUUUACUAAUUGAAUCACUUAGUUUAGGUAAGGUUGAAAUUUGGAAGUUGUUACUAAAGUGUAGUUCGAAAAUUUAUUCUUCUAAGGAAGCACCCCUUCAUAUAGCUGUACGAUCCGGUCGAUUGGAGAAAGUUGAAAAACUUUUAAAAACCGACAAGGAAAAAAAUCCCCUAAUUGCAAAACAAGCAGUCUAUAUUGCAGUGGAAACGGAGCAACCGGAAAUUUUAAAACUUCUUCUAAAAAAUCAAUUUUGUGUAGGUUCCUGUUUCAUGAAUUUAACUCCUCUUCAUAUUGCGGCAACAUUUAAAACUACGAAGAUUCUAGAAAUGCUUCUACAUUCCAAAUGUGAGAUUAAUUCACAAACUGAUAAUUAUUUCACUCCAUUGCAUUUUGCGGCAAUUUCGGGACAGUUGAAUAAUUUUAGAAUUCUCCUCGAGGCUGGUGCUGAUCCCUUCGUUAAUAAAACACCAUUCAAUGUUGUAUUAAAACUUCUAUCGCCUGUGGAAACAUAUACUUUGAUGCCAGAUAAUUUAAAAAUAGCAAUUCUGUUAAUUAGUAACACGAGGAAUUCUUUGGGACUAAUGACAAGUUGUUUGGGAAUAGAACAAAUUUUCAUCAUGAAAAUGGUUGUUGCACGUUCUGUUUUGUUAAUUGGUGACUAUAAAGUGCGAAAGACUUCGAAAUAUAAAGGAAAGAAUUGGGAAGAAGAGUGUAAGAAAGAAUUAAGAAGAAUGAAAGAGACGAAUGUUUGUGAUGAUUAUAAUUUGACAUUCUACGAUAUUUUAACAAUGUCUGUUGAGAAAAUUUCAAUGUACAUAGGACGGGAGAAUUUGUUAAAGAGUUUAGAAGAUUCUUAUUGUAAUUUUCCGGCAUAUGGCGAAUUUUUGAAAGUUAACAUUCAGGAAGGAAUUGAGAGAAAGAAUCUUAUGGACAUGUGCGUAAAUUCUUUACAAAGACUUGUUGAGGGGAAUUUUAAUAUUCAGAUUUCAAGUAUUCAUAUUCAUUUUGUAACUCAAUAUCUUUCUGUACAAGAUUUACGCAGAUUGAAAACAGCGUUUUCACUAUAAAAAUUGUAAAAAAUGAUAAUAAAUGUUUAAUAUAUUAUAA
Messenger RNA from Leptopilina heterotoma, 2148 nucleotides. RefSeq names its product ankyrin-3-like. The transcript is spliced from 2 exons. Gene Ontology annotation, molecular function: protein binding. The coding region runs from base 309 to 2108 and encodes 599 amino acids. The record is from RefSeq and is a predicted model, not a curated record. Lineage: Eukaryota; Metazoa; Arthropoda; Insecta; Hymenoptera; Figitidae.